Molecule: messenger RNA, 2556 nt
Organism: Verticillium nonalfalfae
Lineage: Eukaryota; Fungi; Ascomycota; Sordariomycetes; Glomerellales; Plectosphaerellaceae
Gene: RGT1
Product: transcriptional activator
Exons: 6
Coding region: 1-2556 (851 amino acids)
Cellular component (GO): nucleus
Molecular function (GO): DNA-binding transcription factor activity, RNA polymerase II-specific; zinc ion binding
Source: RefSeq, a predicted model, not a curated record
AUGAUUCCACAUGCUAACGAAGACAUCACUCCUGACAUGGACGUGGCGCAGGGGGAAGAAGUGGGCGGCGACGACAGAAUUCAGACAUACCCAUCCCCUACAGCCAACAACCAAGAGACGACGUCCCAUUUCGACCACGACGGCGCUGAAAACGUCGCUCACGAUGUGCACGAUGUCAGCCACGAGGUGACGCACGAUGUCAUUGACGAAAGCCUGUACGAUGGCACACAUGACGACCACACUCCCCAUCCUCACGACAGCGAUGCCAACGCGCGAGAGCUCCAACACCACGAGCCUUCGGGGCCGCAACACCAUGCCUCACAUGCCGCCAGUGUAGAGGAGCUUCAACUCGCAGCCCAGCUUGGCCAGGAUCUUGCCUCGGAGCCCCUGUUGCCUGUGACGGACCCCAACAUGAAGUUUGACGACCCCAAUCUUCGAGGCAUCUUGCCACAAGCCGAAGACACCGACAUGCGCAACGAUUUGACUGAACCCGAAGACUCGCAAUCCCAUGCAUUCACAUCAGAGGAACCUGAUUCCGUAUCGCUGUCUGCAGCUCCUUUACAGUCUGCACCGCAGCCCUCGCUGCAGGCAGCAAUGCCCCAGGCCUCGAUACAGCAGACCCCCAUGCCGCAGGCGCAAAUGCAAAAUACGAUGCAGCAGGCGCCGAUGCAGCCUAAUCCUAUUCAACAAAAUUCCAUGCAAGCUCCGAUACAACAGCAGAACCCUACGCAGACACCGAUGCAGACACCAAUGCAGACACCGAACCAAACGCCCAUGCAGAAUUCUGGCCAAGUGCCCAUCAACCAUCACCAUCCUCAGCCAUAUCCGCAGAAUAACCAAGACGACAGCACUCCUCCAAGGAAGCGCUCCAAGGUUUCGCGCGCUUGCGACGAGUGUCGUAGGAAAAAGGUCAAAUGCGAUGCGCAGUCAGAUUUAGGCGACAACCCAUGCUCAAAUUGUAGACGGUCGGCUCAGCGCUGUUCCUUUAGUCGAAUUCCCCAGAAACGAGGACCGAGCAAAGGGUACAUAAAGGAGCUGGCCGAUCGCAUUCACAGUAUCGAAGGUAGACUAUGCGAGAACACUGGCGAAGAAGCCAGUCGCAAACGCACGUUCUCGAGCAUCUCUAGUGCUGAUAUUACGACGCCAACCGCCCCCCGCCAACCGCCGUCGACGUGGAGCUCAGAACCGCGCGAGGUCGACGAUGCCAACUUUCAAGGCUACUUGACAAUGGUGCACCCCUACCUACCUAUCCUGCCUGCCAGCAAGACUCGCCUGCAGGUUUAUCUUGCUCAAUGCCCUGGCAUGCUACGAGAGGCUUUCCUUGAAGCUCUCCACGGUACCAUGCAGUCCUUCCCAUCGUUCACCACGAUGGGUAUGGGCGACGCCAGUCUCGCAAUGAAGAUGCUGGUUGAGUGGGAAAUGAACGGGGAAGAGCCGCGGACGUCAGCUGCGCACUUCAUCCACCUGCAGACGCUUCUCCUGCUCUUCAUUGAGGCAAGCAACCGCCCUUCCAGCUGCGCCGGACAUAUUAAGGAAUCCUUGCUCGGCCGGGCCGUGUCAACUGCAUGGACCAUGAAGCUCUAUAGUGCUCAGGCCGGGUCUUCGCUUGAGCUCAACGGAGACGUCGAUGUCGAUUCUGAUACGCAUCUCCGUGUGCGGCUGUGGUGGUCUCUCGUGCUCCUUGACAGGUGGAACGCAGUAGGGUCCGGUACGCUCCCGAUGACCCGGACCGAGUCAACGGUCGUCAGCCCAGAUGUUGCAAAGGUCGUGGGCGAGACGACGUGGCAACUCAUUCGCGCAUCCAAAAUCCUCAACCAAGCCUGCAAUAUCAUUUCCGGCGCUCGCGCAACGUUGGGAUCAGUUACGUUCGCAGACGAAGUCCUCGGCGGGGUGCUCAACGAUUACGUUGAAAACUUUCGUGAAGAUCUGCCCCCACACAUCGAGCCAGCCGUCUUCCCUGUCGUCCACUUAGCGUACUGGCAUUCGCGUCUACUGGCGUACAUGUGUCACCCAGCGUCCAAGGCGACGGAUCUCCUCUGGCCUUGCAAGGAGCUAGUCAGCCUCGUGGCCGUCACGCCCCACGUGUCGAGCCCAAUGAGCCAUCACUUCACGGCGCUCCCCGCAAUGGCACUCAUCGAGUUGACCAAGGUCGAGGAGAUCAAGGAAGAGGCGUUCAAGCUGCUCAAGGAGCUGCGGUCUCUACUCACCUCGCCGGCAGCAUGGGACAUCAUAGUCAGCGAUAAAAUUGCUGAUCAUCUACGCUCCAUGGCCAAGAGCCAAGGCUUGCUGCAGCAACUAGCCGAUAUUGCCGCGUCUUCUGCGGCAGAGAAGGAGCAGGAGCAAGAGCAGGCGUCGGAGCAGGCGCCAGAGCUGAAAGCGAAGAUUGAGAGCAGCGGCGGCGGCGCCGCCGCCGCCGAAGAGGUUGGCGAAGACGGACUGCCGACGUAUCGCCUGCCGGCGGCGCACGAGGACACGAACUUCGACCCUAGAUAUUGCCUGACAGCGGGCUAUCUCAAAAGCGUCUGGACCAUCUGGGCGAGCAAUGUGCAGGCGUAG